GAUUUGGAGGAGGAAUUAGGGCGGUGUGCCUUUCGGAUCCUGGGCCUCCAGCUUCGUUCACUGUGCCUGCGGAGCAGAAAGGCAUUUCUUCUUUCUAAUUCGCACCCCGUUCGGCUGACAGCCGCGCUUCUGGUUAACGUCGACACUGAGGAAGGGUCCAGCAGCGAAAACAAGGCGGAGCCCGUGUUUCGAGAGGAGCCCCAAGCCACCCAGCUCGGUGCCGUUAGAUAGCGGCUCCCCCGCCCCUGCCCGUAGCAACACACAGCCGGGGUGAUGUUGGCCCUUUUCAGUAAGCUGCUGGACUGGUUCAGGUCCCUGUUCUGGAAGGAGGAGAUGGAGCUGACACUGGUGGGGUUGCAGUAUUCGGGGAAGACGACGUUUGUCAAUGUGAUAGCGUCUGGGCAGUUCAGUGAAGACAUGAUACCAACUGUUGGAUUCAACAUGAGAAAAAUCACUAAAGGAAAUGUCACCAUCAAGCUUUGGGAUAUUGGUGGGCAGCCUCGAUUUAGAAGCAUGUGGGAACGAUACUGCAGAGGUGUCAGUGCAAUUGUGUACAUGGUAGAUGCUGCAGACCAUGAGAAGACAGAAGCUUCAAAGAAUGAAUUGCAUAAUUUAUUAGAAAAACCACAGUUGCAGGGCAUCCCAGUGUUAGUCCUGGGGAACAAACGAGACCUGCCCAACGCACUGGAUGAAAAAGAGCUGAUUGAAAAAAUGAACCUGUCUGCUAUUCAGGAUCGAGAAAUCUGCUGCUAUUCCAUCUCCUGCAAGGAAAAGGAUAACAUAGAUAUAACACUACAGUGGCUCAUUCAGCACUCAAAGACCAAACACAGUUGAGGACAAGGAUGGUGGUUUCUUGCUCCUACCCAGGACCUGCCAUGUUUAACUUCGACCUCCUUCCCUAAAGAAAUGAUUUGAAAAGGUGUCCAACAAGAGGUCAAAUGUUUUUAUCAUGACAGAGUGUACAAUAUUAUUUUGCACUUUUUUAUGUUUUUAUAUAAUUAAGCCAGUUACUAAAUUUGACCUUGUGAAGCUUAGUACUUUACCCACUGUCAAUAUGAAUGGGGUUUUGUUAUAUAUAAAUGGGACUUUUUUUAUUUUUAAUAUGCAUGCUUACCAAGUCCCAAUGUAGGAUGAAAUUUCUUCUCCCAGAAUGCCAUUACUGAAUCACAUUUACAUUUCAUGGUAUCAACUAAGCAUGCUCAGGGGAUUUGUGGUGUGGCUCUGUUCCAACAUUUGAGUAAACAUCUUUUUCAUUUCACCACAUAAUGUCCUUGGCCUUUGUUUUGACCUCAAAGAUAAUUUGGUGUAGGUUGGACCUGCUUAUUAAAGUAUAAAAUUUAUAUAUAUAUAUAAAGAGUGCAGGCCGUCUAUAGUGAAGCCAUAUGUUUAAUUACAAAACAUUAUAAUAAGAGGCUAUAAAUUGAAUGUCUGUUACCGGUAAAUGAUGGAGUGUGGUGUGGUCAUUGUUGUAACCUGGCAUACAAAUUAAGAUGGUGAAAGCUUUAUUGAUUCACCUCAACAAUUCUCCAAUAGUCCAAUGUUAGAAUACGGAAUAACCAGAUUAUCAGUCAGUGGCAUUAAGUAUGUACUCAACAAAGAGUUGAUAUAAAUCAUGGCUGUUUACAAGAUUGACAUAUCCAAUGGAGAAGAUUAUUAUGGAAAGAAAUUCAGGUGUAUCGGAUUGAUUUUUAUUGUUCAACUGUAUCUCAAGCCUUGAAGUCGCAGGUAGUUUUUUUUUUGUUUCUAGGUACUAAGAAUUUCUGCCUCUGGUUGUUUUUGUCUCCCCACUUUGGAUUCUAUUGAUUCAGUCAGAUUUGAAUAUAUGGUGGAGAGUACCACAGGUGGCCAUAUUAUGACUUUUAUUUAUCUCUUGCAACUGAAAAAAAAAUAAAUUCACAGUAUACUUAGUUACAUUAGCCUGUGUUGAAGUUGAUUGUGCCUAUUCCAGCAAUGACAAAGAUUAACCACACUGAAAAAUUAUAGAAUUUGGGAUCUUUGUAAUUAGUUAUAUAAAAUUGGCACAACUGCCUCAUACAUACUAUCACUAAUACAGUGAUGAGGUUUAAAUUGCUUUUUAUGGAUAUAUACAGUAGUAGUGGUCAUGCUUAGCAGCUUAAACUUGAUUUGAAAACUUGAUUCUUUUAUGCCACAAUUUUUUUAAAGAAACUCCAUCAAAGGAUAGCAACUACUCAGGAUGAGGAAUGAGACAAGCUAUUAACAUUCAUAUUUAAUGUUUAAUUUUUGCCUGCAAAUGUCCUUAAGUAUUUGAACUGCUGCUCUUUUAAUAGCACAUCCCUAUUGUUGCACAUUGAAGUAUUUUUACUUUUGACAGAUAACGUAAAAAGUGAUCAGCUUUUUGUUUUUGUUGUCACUUGCCUUUUAAUAAGUUUACAAUCUGUUCUCAAUUGCGGUUUUGUACAUGAAAAGUUAAGCCAAAUUGUUGGAAUUUUUAAAACAUACAGAUUUGUGAUAAAUAUCGUACUAGAUAGUAAUUUGCUUAAAUACAGGUACUUGCCGCAAAAGCUAAUAAUUAGCAGUCUCUGCUAUUGUGCAUGGAGAAUGAAGGACUAAUAGCUUGUGUGUUUUACUUGAACUAUAACUGGUUUUAAGUGAAUCCUUUAUCCUCCAAUUUUAAGAAACAAAUAACAUGGAUACAAACUGUAUAAUAACAGCUUGUUGACUUGGACAGUCAGCUUAUCAGAUAAUUGUCCUGCGGGUGAUUAAUGUACUGUUGCUUUUGUCAUUUGAAGCUAGCGCUGUAAUAAAUACAUCCAUACA
This is a messenger RNA of Hypanus sabinus (Atlantic stingray), 2778 nucleotides long. RefSeq names its product ADP-ribosylation factor-like protein 8A. Bases 274 to 834 code for a protein of 186 amino acids. Gene Ontology annotation, molecular function: GTPase activity; GTP binding. The record is from RefSeq and is a predicted model, not a curated record. The transcript is spliced from 7 exons. Lineage: Eukaryota; Metazoa; Chordata; Chondrichthyes; Myliobatiformes; Dasyatidae. Gene Ontology annotation, biological process: protein transport; anterograde axonal transport. Gene Ontology annotation, cellular component: lysosomal membrane.